AUGGGCACAAUGUACGCCAUACAGUGGCACGAUGUUAAAAACAGCCAGAGUUGUCAGGUCAAACAGGUGGAGGUGGCGGACCUGCUGCUGCAGAUCAAUGCGGCGAUGUCGACUUAUCUGCCGGAUUCCGAACUCUCCAGAGUGAAUCAAACCGGAGCUGGGGUCUGGGUCGACUUGUCACCUGAGCUGGCCGAGGUUAUCAGCGUUGCACAGAAGAUCUGGCAGCAAUCUGCUGGCGCUUUUGACGUCACAGUUGGUCCGCUGGUUAAUCUGUGGGGAUUUGGUCCAGAUACCGGAGUUAUUCGCCCCAGCCUGGCUCAGCAGCAACGGGCCGGGGAGUAUGUCGGCAUGGAUAAACUGGAAUUUAACGGCUCGCGCCUGCGUAAGCAGCAUGCCGACCUUUAUAUUGAUCUUUCAGCCUUAGCCAAAGGCUAUGCGGUUGAUCGGCUGGCGCAACUUAUGAGCCAGAGGGGUUGUGAGCAGUUUAUGGUAGAUAUUGGUGGUGAGAUUCGCACAAAGGGGAUAAAUCGCCAUGGCAAGCCCUGGCAGAUUGGUGUCGAGGUGCCUGACUCUAAUCAGCUGGGUACGCUGCAGACCGUGCUUGCUUUAUCAGACCUCAGUAUUGCAACCUCAGGUGACUAUCGAAAUUUCCGACUUGUCGACGGCGUCAGGGUCGAUCAUGUUAUUGAUCCGAGAACGAGGAUGCCUGCUGCAAGUACGGUGGUCAGCGCCACGGUUCUGCACCCGUCUACGAUGUGGGCGGAUGCUUAUGCCACCGUCCUGAUGGUUCUGGGUGUAGAAGAGGGGUUGGCAUUUGCCAGCGAGCAGGGGUUUCCUGCUUAUGUGAUGUAUCGGACCUCAACGCCUGAUGAUGCACAGACAUUCGGCUUCGCGGCGCGCUACAAUAAACAAAUGGCUGGGUAUUUACCGGCUGAAGAGUAA
Messenger RNA from Symbiodinium necroappetens, 942 nucleotides. The record is from the annotation of a GenBank genome assembly. Lineage: Eukaryota; Dinophyceae; Suessiales; Symbiodiniaceae.